AGCGCUCCAUUCAUAGGGCUGGGCCGGCGGUGAGGAAGGCAGGCAGGCAGGCAGCAGAAACACCAUCUCCGACGUACCGUGGAACCGAAACGAUGGUCUCGCGUUGAAUCUGCCAGGCCCCCCUUUAACCCGCGAAGUAUUCGCUGGCCGUUUUUUUUUUCUCUCUCCUUCCCCCCCUUAUCCCCCCCUCCACCCCUCCAUUGGAAAUACCCCGAAUUCAAACCGACACCUUCUCUUCAGGAAUGGAAGUCUAGCGUCUCUCGGCUGAAUGCUGGCGUUCCCAUCCUCGUUUUUUGCAACCUGCCGCGGAAAUAGACAGACUCCCUCGCCUCCCGUGCAUCCGCCGCCCCUGCUGCCGCAGAGCCGCCGCUCCAUUUGACGACUUUUUUAGCCCAGAGACCGUCGGCGGACUCGCCUGGCUCACACGGGGGCAUCUGGACACAUCGGGGCUGGUCUGCCGCCGCCGUCGUCGUCGUCGUUGGAGAAACGCGAAAACGUGCCUGUGUGUGCUUUCUGCUGCCUGUAUGAUGCCGACACAUUUGCGUUUCCGAAGAAGGUCAUUCCUUGGGCUUUUAUUCCUCUUUUCGCUCUCCACGUCGGUACUGUAUUUCAUCUACUCCGCCCCCGGAAUCGUGAACGAGUAUGUGUUCAUGGUCCAAGCCAGAGGCAUCCAGAUCAGAGAGAACGUGAAGAACAUAGGGGCUCAGGUUCUGGAGCAAGUUGUGCGAGGGGCCUACAGCAUCAAUAGCACGGAUUACUCCUAUGACUUCAACUUCAGCGAGAGCGAUGCUCCUCCCACCACAUACCUCCCCGAGGGUUUCACAUACCUCCCUUCGCAGGUCUGCCCCGAGCGGCUGCCGUCAAUGAAGGGCAGGUUGGAGGUGAACAUGAGUGAAAUAUCUCUGGAGGAGGUGGAGAGGUCCUUGCUGGAACGAGGGCCCCGGAUGGCCCUGGGGGGCUUCUGGAAGCCUGAGGACUGUUUACCCCGCUGGAAGGUGGCAAUCCUCGUUCCAUUCAGGAACCGUCACGAACACUUGCCCAUCCUACUGAGACACCUGGUGCCUGUGCUGCAGAAACAGAGACUCCAGUUUGCCUUUUAUGUCAUUGAGCAGGGAGGAACGGAACCAUUUAAUCGAGCCAUGUUGUUCAACGUGGGCUUCAAGGAGGCCAUGAAGGACAUGGACUGGGACUGUCUGAUCUUCCAUGACGUGGACCACCUCAUGGAGAACGACAGGAACUACUACGGCUGCACGGACAUGCCUCGGCAUUUUGCCGUCAAGUUAGACAAAUACUCCUACAUGCUUCCGUAUAAUGAGUUCUUCGGUGGUGUCAGUGGCCUGACGGUGAAGCAGUUCAAAAGAAUUAAUGGAUUUCCCAAUGCGUUCUGGGGCUGGGGAGGCGAGGACGAUGACCUCUGGAACAGAGUGCAGUUUGCCAAUUACAGUGUGAGCAGACCCUACGGAGACCUGGGACGCUACAUGUCCAUUCCGCAUCACCAUCGCGGAGAAGCCCAGUUCCUGGGAAGGUAUAGUCUACUACGUCAUUCAAAGGAGAGACAGAAAGUGGAUGGUCUUAAUAACCUAAACUACUCGCCCCUAAUUUCAAGAAGUCCCCUCUUCACCAACGUCACAGUCAGCUUGAGCAGAAAGCUUGCGCCCGUGGCUGACUACUGACCUAGGCAGAGCUGGACUGCAAAACACCUGGGAAUCAAAAAGUCCUCUGGGACAUCAGCCAUAUCUCACCAGUUGCAGCACUGCUUAGGACUUAUUAGUUUUUUUUGUUUAGUUUUUUUGUUCUUGUUUUUUUUUUGUUCUUGUUUUUUUGUUUUCUUUUGCUUUGUGUUUGUUUGUAUGCAAAAAAAAAAGAUGAAAUGGAGACUCAAAUUAGUAUGUUUGAUAAAUCGUCUAUAUAUAUAUAUA
This is a messenger RNA of Fundulus heteroclitus (mummichog), 1919 nucleotides long. RefSeq names its product UDP-Gal:betaGlcNAc beta 1,4- galactosyltransferase, polypeptide 5 (gene b4galt5). The coding region runs from base 525 to 1673 and encodes 382 amino acids. NCBI's taxonomy places the organism in Eukaryota, Metazoa, Chordata, Actinopteri, Cyprinodontiformes, Fundulidae. The record is from RefSeq and is a predicted model, not a curated record. Gene Ontology annotation, molecular function: UDP-galactose:glucosylceramide beta-1,4-galactosyltransferase activity. The transcript has 9 exons. Gene Ontology annotation, biological process: carbohydrate metabolic process; glycoprotein biosynthetic process.